AUGAUUAUCUUAUUAAUUUCAAUUUUAAUUACCUUAAUUAUUAGAGUAGUAGUCAUGGUUUUAGCGUCCCUUUUAGCAAAAAAAACUAUUACAGACCGAGAAAAAAAUUCACCCUUUGAAUGUGGGUUUGACCCAAAAGGGUCAGCCCGUCUUCCAUUCUCUCUUCGUUUUUUCUUAAUUGCAGUAAUUUUUUUAAUUUUUGAUGUUGAGAUUACCCUUUUAUUACCCCUAGCUAUUAUUAUAAACUUCUCGAACAUCUCGGCAUGGGCUUUUACAGGAUUUGCCUUUAUCCUUAUUCUACUUAUCGGUUUAUACCAUGAAUGAAACCAAGGUGCAUUAGAAUGAGCUUAUU
This is a messenger RNA of Penaeus chinensis, 352 nucleotides long. Lineage: Eukaryota; Metazoa; Arthropoda; Malacostraca; Decapoda; Penaeidae. The record is from the annotation of a RefSeq genome assembly.